Molecule: messenger RNA, 3452 nt
Organism: Lemur catta (Ring-tailed lemur)
Lineage: Eukaryota; Metazoa; Chordata; Mammalia; Primates; Lemuridae
Gene: RP2
Product: RP2 activator of ARL3 GTPase
Exons: 5
Coding region: 195-1244 (349 amino acids)
Biological process (GO): post-Golgi vesicle-mediated transport
Cellular component (GO): cilium; periciliary membrane compartment
Molecular function (GO): GTPase activator activity
Source: RefSeq, a predicted model, not a curated record
UGGGUUGUCAGGGCGACUGAGGGGAAAAGGAGAAGGGGUGCUGGGCCUGGCGGGCUAACAGAGGCUGCAGACAGCUGGGUGGUGCCGAGGGGCGGUGUCCGGAGAGCUGCGGAGCCGGGGCACCUAGGGUUCACCCACAUUACAGGAGGUGCCUGAGCCAGUGGGCCGGCCAGUGAGAUCCACGGUCCGGGACCAUGGGCUGCUUCUUCUCCAAGAGGCGGAAGGCUGAGAAGGAGUCGCGGCCCGAGAAUGAGGAACAGCCAAAGCAGUACAGCUGGGACCAGCGCGAGAAGGUUGAUCCAAAAGACUACAUGUUCAGUGGACUGAAGGAUGAAACUGUAGGUCGCUUACCUGGGAAAGUGUCAGGACAACAGUUUCUUAUUCAAGACUGUGAGAACUGUAACAUCUAUAUUUUUGAUCACUCAGCUACUAUUACCAUUGAUGACUGUACUAACUGCAUAAUUUUUCUGGGACCAGUGAAAGGCAGUGUGUUUUUCCGGAAUUGCAGAGAUUGCAAGUGCACAUUAGCCUGCCAACAAUUUCGUGUGCGUGAUUGUAGAAAGCUGGAAGUCUUUUUGUGCUGUGCCACUCAACCAAUUAUUGAGUCUUCCACAAAUAUCAAAUUUGGCUGUUUUCAAUGGUACUACCCUGAAUUAGCUUUCCAGUUCAAAGAUGCAGGGCUCAGUAUCUUCAAUAAUACAUGGAGUAACAUUCAUGAUUUUACACCUGUGUCAGGAGAGCUCAACUGGAGCCUUCUUCCAGAAGAUGCUGUGGUUCAGGACUAUGUUCCUGUACCUACUACUGAAGAGCUCAAAGCUGUCCGUGUUUCCACAGAAGCCAAUAGAAGCAUCGUUCCAAUAUCCCGGGGUCGGAGACAGAAGAGCAGUGAUGAAUCAUGCUUGGUGGUAUUAUUUGCUGGUGAUUAUACUAUCGCAAAUGCCAGGAAACUAAUUGACGAGAUGGUCGGUAAAGGCUUUUUUCUAGUUCAGACAAAGGAAGUGUCCAUGAACGCUGAGGAUGCUCAAAGAGUUUUUCGGGAAAAAGCACCUGACUUCCUUCUUCUUCUGAACAAAGGUCCUGUUAUUGCCUUGGAGUUUAAUGGAGAUGGUGCUGUAGAAGAAUGUCAACUUAUUGUAAAUGAAACAUUCAAUGGGACUAAGAUGUUUGUAUCAGAAAGCAAGGAGACAGCAUCUGGAGAUGUAGACAACUUCUACAACUUUGCUGAUAUACAGAUGGGAAUAUGAAAUACAGUGUCGAACCAAGACUUGGUAUUAAGCCCUUUCCAACUUGUGUAUUUAGAGUUUGACAAUAUAAUACUUUUGUAUAUUAGCAAUGGUUUUUAUGAAUUUUAAAUUGCUAAAAGUUUAUUUUUUAGUAAACUUGAAUACAGCGUCAUUUACUUGAGUUUCAAAAAUAGUUUACUUUAAAUUAAGUAGUUUUAAUCAACUUAUUUAACCCACUUCAGUAAACUUGCAGUUUUGUUUUACUGAAUGAUACUCUUAUUAGAAAAUAGAAGUGGCUAACAGUUUAUGAUUUUAAUCCUAUUUAAGUAUUCUUUCAGAUCUCUAAUAAUUUAAACUUUCCUCAGUGCCCAUGAUAUUUGUUUGAGAACAUAUUUUGUCACUUAUCUUUUUAAAUUUAGAGGUAUUUGUUACUAGUUGAUCAAUUAUAAUGAACCUAUGCAUGUUUUUUCAUGUAUACAUAUCCAGUUAAAUAAUUGCUUCCUAGUUGAAUUAUAUGACAAGUGAGAUUUUGUAUGUGGAGUUGACAUAAUACUUUGUAAACUGAAUUUUUUAAAAAAAUAGGCAUUUGAUAACCAGCUUUACAAGUAACUCUACUAACUGACGUUAGUAUAGCUAUUUAAAGACUACUUUGUAAUUUGAUUAUUUGAAUAAAUUCUACAUUGUUUAGUUUUUUAAUACAACUGCUAGAUGACCUUUCUGCUUCCUGGUGAGAAAAGGUAUAUGCAACACUAAAAAAAGGUGAUAACUGUUUUAUCAGCUCUUGUGGGCUAUCAAGAGAAUUAGAACAAAAACUUGUAACUUUUAGGUAAGAAAUACUUAGGCAUGAUGAUAAGCUAUGCAGAUUUUUAAAAAGUUUGAUACAUUUGAUUUUCAUUAGAUAUGCCAUUCAUAUAAAGUAAUGUUCAAGUAUGAUAAAAUUAUUUUGGUUGCUCUAAAGUAUUAUUUCCCAAAUCUACCUGACCAUAAUUUAGCGAGAGGCAGGGGAGAGCUACUUGUUUAAAAAUCCUCAUUAUUAGACCCAAUCUUCAGAUAGACGGAUUUAGUCUUCAGGAGGUGUUAACAGGUUGAUCUUGUGAGAAGGUACUGGACCUGCCAUCCACAUCACAUAUAGCAGAUAUCAGAAAAUCAGCUUGCAUAGGCCUAUUUUUAAAAGGAAUCUGAAAUUUGAUUCUAUUUUGGUAAAACUAAGACUAAAAAUAGCUACUUGUGUAAAUUCCUUUUAUGAUUGUUACUAAAAAUGUAUUUUCAUGUUUAAAAUGUUUUUGAAUAUUUUCAGGUUAAUUUAUAACUACUACAAUGAAUUGCAUGUAUUUCUUGAAUUGUUGAUGUGCAGAAAUAAAUACAUUAAAAGACUUUUCACUUUAAUAAAUUAAUAUUGAGCACUCAUUAAUAUUGAGCACUCAAAUAAUAUUGAGCACUUAUCCUGCGCCUGGCCUUGUGCUAACCAUUAGCAUUGGAUCAUUUCAAUUCUUUUAUAAGAGCAUUCUAUACUACAAAAUCAAUAUAAUUUCAUAAGGUACAAAUAAAAAUUGGUGAUAUGUUUAAUAUAAUUUUUAUCAUAAUUUAUAAAUGAUCUUUGCAAAUAAUGGUCAGAGGGCAUUAAUUUUUCCCUUAGUUAAGCUAAAUUAAAUAUACUCCUUCCUAUUAUGAUUACAUUAUUAAACACCAUUAUUCAUAUUUGAAAUAAUCACAAUACUGUUUUUCAAAAAUAAAAUACAAUGUACAAAGCUAUACAUUGAGUUCUUUAUUUUAUCUAUGGUGUUUUAGCAGAAACUCAGGAAUAUAACAUAUAAGGGAGAUGUUAAUUUAAAAUCUUCCACUAAAUUUUGUAUCUAUGAACCAAAGCCUAAAAUUUUAUAUUAUUCAGUUACAUAAGAGCUUUUACCCAAGUUUAAUUUGUCUUUAAGGACAGUCAUUUGGCUUCUGAAUGUUUGAAAGGAUUUUUUAAAAUAAGUAGUGUUAUGGUAGUUAUGUCUGUAAUUCUAAACUUUGAUAGUAAUCAGAACAUACUAUAUUUCAUUUCUGAAUAGCUUUUGAAUUCAUGAAAAAUUAUUAGCAAUGAAAAAUUAGUAUUUUAUUAAGUUAUACAUUAGCUUAUUUCUCUGUAACAGUACUGCUGUUUUUGUUUUGCUUCUGUAUAUUUAUUUCUAGCUUUUAUAUAUAAUUUAUCUAGUGUUUAUAAAAUAUGAUUUGUAAUAAAUGUUAAAA